This is a messenger RNA of Cyclospora cayetanensis, 357 nucleotides long. RefSeq lists its product as uncharacterized. The annotation marks the transcript as partial. The transcript has 3 exons. The record is from RefSeq and is a predicted model, not a curated record. NCBI's taxonomy places the organism in Eukaryota, Apicomplexa, Conoidasida, Eucoccidiorida, Eimeriidae.
GCAGGAGCAGAAGGAGCACCUGCAGGAGCAGAAGCAGCAUCUGCAGGAGCAGGAGCAGCAUCUGCAGGAGUAGAAGUAGCAUCUGCAUCAUCUGCAGCAUCAUCAUCUGCAGCAUCAGCAUCUGCAGCAUCAGCAUCUGCAGCAUCAGCAUCUGCAGCAUCAGCAUCAGCAAUGAACGCCAGCAAGAGUGGUAUGAUGCUGCAGCAGAUGAGCAUCACGAGACACAGGAAGAUGACGUGCAGCAGCAGCAGCAGCAGCAGCAGCAGCAGCAGCCUUAAUAAUAAUAAUAACAACAACACCACCAAUUGCAAUAAUAGCAGCAACAGCAGCAGCAGCAACAGCAGCAGCAGCAACAGC